UUAAUUAUUGAGUAGCUUGGUCGAAACACAAACAAUUAUUAAGUACCAAGUUGAAAAUUUUGACGGUAUGCUCGCCUGCUUCUGUGCACAAUUGGACACCCUAAAUUUAGGGGGAAAAACAAAACGUUUUGGACUCACUUUGCACUCAUUAUUGGACGAACCAUUAUGAUUUAACCAUGACCACUACUAAUUAAAAUUUUGUGUCAAAUGUCACUAAUAACAAUUUUGUUUGUUUAUUGAUAAUUAUGGAGUUGAUUACAUAGGGAUCAUUAAACAAGGUUGAUAAUUGUCAAAUAAAAAAAAUAAAAAAAACAAGGUUGAUACACUUUUUCACCCCUUGCUAUGUAGAGUCAAGAUUUCAUAUUCAUAGGUGUGGACUGGACGAAUUACAUUGGCAAACGUGGACCCGAUAGCCAUUCAUUUGUAUGGGCCCAUAUGCCAGCAGCCCACUCGUUCCCGAUCCAUGAAUCCAUUACACAGAACGGUUGUUGUUCAACCCAAAGCCGAGCUCCAGGAAGGAGAAUCGACGAACAUCAAUUCCGUCCCCAGCUUCUGGUUUCCAGUCUUCUUUCUUCCUCCUCAUAUCCCGUCUUCAGCCUCGGAGCAGCCAUUUCCCGCCGGUGCAUCCUUACGAAGUUAGAAGUGAACUCAAAAGCUGACCAGCCUAUGCCAUAGCUGAAGUUUCCUCUAAACCCUGAUAGGGUAAAAUGGCUGCCAGAUUGAACCACUCAAUUCAGAACACUCUCUCCCUCUUAAACCCUCUCUGUUCAGUCACUACGAAAGCCACCCAGUUCAGGGAUCGUCUUCCUUUCCACCGGAGCUUCCUGCUUUCUUCUUCCUACUCGGAAAAAAGAAGAGCCCUUUCCUGUUCUUGCGCCACGAGCGGCGCCGCGGAUACCCGAAGGGAUGGAGGAGAAGCCGCAGCAGGGGAGACAUUUGUUCUCACGACCCCUCUUUACUACGUCAAUGCCGCUCCCCACAUGGGAAGCGCUUACACAACAAUCGCUGCUGAUGCCAUAGCCCGGUUUCAGAGACUUUUAGGAAAGAAGGUUAUACUGGUCACUGGCACGGAUGAACACGGGGAGAAAAUUGCUACUGCUGCUGCUGCCUGUGGGUCUAGCCCAAGUGAGCACUGCGACAUUGUAUCUCAAGCAUACAAGAGCCUGUGGAAAGACUUAGACAUUUCGUACAGCAAGUUCAUUCGAACUACUGAUCCCAAGCAUGAAGCCAUUGUGAAGGAGUUCUACUCGAGGGUACUUGCCAAUGGUGACAUUUAUCAUGCCGACUACGAGGGGCUAUACUGUGUCAACUGUGAGGAGUACAAGGAUGAGAAGGAGUUGCUUGAAAACAAAUGCUGCCCAGUGCACUUGAAACCAUGUACACAGCGCAAAGAGGAAAACUACUUCUUCGCCUUGUCUAAGUACCAACAAAAAUUGGAAGAAACUUUGUCUUCAAAUCCGAAUUUUGUGCAGCCUUCAUAUCGUUUGAAUGAGGUGCAAAGUUGGAUUAAAGGUGGCUUAAAAGACUUUUCAAUUUCUCGAGCAUCUGUGGAGUGGGGCAUUCCAGUUCCUAAUGACAAACGACAGACUAUAUAUGUUUGGUUUGAUGCUUUACUUGGUUAUAUAUCAGCUCUUGCAGAGGAGAAUGGUCAGUCUAGUUUACAGGAGGCUGUUUCCUCUGGUUGGCCUGCAGCACUGCACUUGAUUGGCAAGGAUAUUUUGCGUUUUCAUGCAGUUUACUGGCCAGCAAUGCUUAUGUCUGCUGGACUUGACCUUCCAAAGACGGUAUUUGGGCAUGGCUUCUUAACUAAGGACGGCAUGAAGAUGGGGAAGUCAUUGGGAAAUACACUUGAACCAAAUGAUUUGGUCCACAAAUUUGGGUCUGAUGCAGUCAGGUACUUCUUCCUUAGGGAAGUGGAAUUUGGUAAUGAUGGUGACUAUUCAGAAGAUCGUUUCAUUAACAUUGUCAAUGCACAUCUUGCCAAUACCAUAGGAAAUCUCCUUAAUCGCACUCUUGGACUUCUGAGAAAGAAUUGUGAAUCAACUUUGGUGGUAGAUUCAGCUACUGCAGCUGAAGGAAGUGCCUUCAAGGACACUGUGGAAACACUUGUUGAGAAAGCCAACAUCCAGUAUCAAAAUCUGUCUCUCUCAGCAGCAUGCGAGGCUGUACUCGAAAUUGGUAAUGCUGGAAACUUAUACAUGAAUGAACGUGCGCCGUGGUCUCUAUUUAAGCAGGGUGGAGCUGCUUCAGAAGCUGCUGCCAAGGAUCUUGUGAUUAUUCUGGAAGCAAUGAGGAUCAUAGCCAUUGCUUUAUCCCCUGUAUCACCAGGCUUGUGCUGGAGAAUAUAUGAACAACUUGGUUUUUCAGAAGAUCAGUUUGCAACCGUUACUUGGGAUGAGACCAAGUGGGGUGGGUUGAAAGGUGGUCAGGUAAUGGCUCAACCAAAUCCUGUUUUUGCAAGGAUUGAGAACCCAACAGAAGUGGCAACCGGCACCGAAUCAUCAGCAGCUAAGCCGGCAGUGAAAACCAAGAAGAAGAAUAAGCCUCAGCCCCAAGUAGCUGCUGAGGCUUAGGCUGAAAUCAAGGCGCAUUCUUCCCUUUGUAGUAAUGGUUCUUUCAUGUCUUGAGCCGUGAUAUUAUUGAAUCAUGGAACUUUCUCUGCAUUAGGUUGUUAAUUACCUUUGAAUUUAAUCCAUCGGUUUAGUUUAGUUUGUUCAGCUCGAUUCUCUCUCAACAAGGUAAGAUUUUAUAAUUUCAUCAUCCAUCAAUGAAAAAGUUACACCAUUCAUUUAAAAAAAAGAUCUAUCCAACCAACAAUACUUCUAUCAAAUAGUAUUUCACUAAUGUCAAAUUCUGUACGGCCAAAAUCGUUCUAGUUGUACUACAAUUGCCCUAACUUUAAAAUGCAAAUUAUUAAGCCGUUUCAUCAAGCAAAGAGAAACUAACAAAACAAACAUCUACACAAUAAAUAAAAGCCAAAUGAGAAAAUUUGAAGUCUCAUUUCAAAUUUCCUGCAUCUAGAGUAAAAGUAGGAAGGAUAUUUUGGUCUUCACAGUUACUUUUUUUUUUAUUCAUUAAAAAGACACUUACUACAUUUUGGUCUUCACAAUUACUAUUUUUUUAUUCAUUAAAAUGACCACUUUAAAGAAAAACAAAGAUCAUAAACAAUCACACUAAGUAGUUGUAUCUUUUUAAUUAAAAACAUAUAAUCGCAGAGAGGAAAAAACCCUUCCCACAUUUCAAAUUCUCUGCUCCAGGAGCGUUUGUAAGAAGGGAGAAUAGGGAGUGUCAAAUUUUUUAUUUUCCCUCUGUAGAACGGGCCCACUUACCGUACACAUGCGGAUUUAAACGGGUCCGGGAGUGUCAAUUUUUUUCUUUAAGUCCUUUUAUUUCUCAGUGUUGGUAAAAUAUAUAUGAAAAAGCAAAAACAAUACUCUUUUUUAUUGCUAAAAACAAAAAAGUUUAACAAUAAACUAAUGGGCUAACCGCUAAUCAUAAAAUCAAAGAGUUGAAUGGGCCUGACCUACACGGGAUUUGCCCAUCAAGUAAAACAAAUAAACAUCAUGGGUUUGCCAUUCUAAACACAAGCUAUUUUCUCUAACAUAAUAUAUAUUAUGCUAUUAUUUUAUAUCUUAGUGGCUAAAAUAUAUAUUAUGUAAUUAUUUUCGAUGGUUCAACCUCGACCAACCCAAUUAGUCCAAUUUUUAUCAUUUCAAAUAUAUAUUAUGUAAUUAUUUGAUAUCAUAAUGAUUAAAUUAUAGUGUAUAUUAUAGGGAAUCGUUUGGUAUUUGUUAGUAAAAAACUAAACAGAAAGAUCUAUUUGGUUAUUUUUAACAUUAAAACGAUCCUAAACAUUUUCAGUUUCCUUUCGAAAUUCUACAGUUUUAUUCCCGAAUCAGUGAUGUGCAAAUGUCGAAUUGCAGUCAUCUCUUUUCUUUCAUUAUAUUUUAUUUUCAAAUGGAAAGUUUAAAAUUAAAGAAUAAUUAAAGUUUGGCAUUGGUCGGUCAAACAUGCUGAAUUUCAAGUUUUGGCCCAUUUUGAUCAAGUCUAAUUUAUAAUCACAUGGUUCCCUGAUACCCGAUAAAAAUCUCAAUCCAAACCAAUUUGGCAGGUGAGUCCGUGUUUACCACCAUUUUCUAGGGAUACAGAAACGUGUGAUUCCUAUCCCAAAUCGUGUUGUUCAUUCUUGAUUUCUUAGAUUUUAUCAUGGCUUGACAAAAAACCAGAAAGCACAACGAUGACAAGAUGAAAGUUUUAUAAAGCAUAUUAAUCGGCCAACGGGCCGAGUAAAAGCUAGCAACGAUUGUGAGAUGCUCAUUUCCGAAAACCAGCGGGAUAGGCGAUUUUUUAUUCGAUUUUCUGGAUUUAGGUUUCUAUAAAACUUACUCCACCUCAUCAUAUUACCAGAAACAAUAUUGUUUCACAAGGUAAGAGGUACUUGAUUUUGGUUCAUAAGGCUGAUUUUUGAUUCGUUGCAUCAUUCAUAUCUCUUUCCUACUAAAAUUCACUAUUUUUAUCACGUGUUUCCCAAAAAAAACUAUACAACAAUAAGCUUAUACAUCCCAUUACAUUAUCAAAUUUCAUACCUCAAAUUCCUCCGACCAAAUGGUCGGGGCCCACGCUAGUACCAUUGAGAGGGGACUUAAGCUGGUUUUGCCGUUGUGGUGACCCCUCAACACCCCACAUAAGCUCAUUUCAAGUACUACCACGAUCAAUUUAGGUACGACUUUCAAGCAAUUUCAGAUUAAAAUUCAUCAAAUACCACAUCUUUUUAACUCAUGGUCUCUGCGGAGGGAGCGGAUGGUAAGCGGUGGCAGUCAGUGGCCAACGACCGACAAUGACAAGGGAGAAAGUACUCUAUUUUGUCGUUGCAUGUUGUUUGUUAUUUUCUAAAAAUAAAAAAUCUAGUACCAAAAUAAUCUUAACUUUUUAUGUUGUGAUGAAUUAAGUGAAAAUUACUGCCAUAUCUAAUAGUCUUCUUCCAAAAGUUUACUUCUGUAGUCCAAGAAUCUUUAAAAAUCUUAAAGCACUUUUAAUUUAAGACCCAUGCCACGUACUCCUUACUUGCAUUUUAAGCGGCCACGUCAGCCUCUCUAAUUCCCCGCCACCCAAACUCUAGCAUGAACUUUUUCCCGGCUCUUUGCCCUCGAUUAACCCCCAAUCGAGUCCCAACAUAUUCCUCAUGGCCGGCGCUUCUCUACCCUUACCAAUGACACAUAUGGCCCCUGAUUCCGCACCAUCAAUCCUACCUUGCCGGCGACUUAAUCCGCCCUUCACUGCCCCGAUUUAAUCUGUGAUGCUUGCUCCUCCGCAUCUGUCCUUUUUCCAUUCCUGAUAACAUAUCAGCAGCAUAUUUUCCCCAAUCCCAAGCGCUGAUUUCACCCUUCCCGCCUUCCCACCAAAAUCACAAUUCAAUUCCUCUUCCUAUUACCUUCCCCUGUUCCUCCUACUCUAUUUCCAUCUCACUUAAUAGCAAUUGAUAUUAUCGGAAGUUGUCAUUAACCAAAAUCGCGUUCCGCCGCAAUAUCGCCGCCGCAUAAUCGAACGCAGUCAGCUAUUGGGCAGAGCACGACAAAAUUGAAUUUUUGAGGAUUCAUACUACAACCCCUAACCGCACCCUGCUGCAUAAUUGAAUGGGUUUCAUCGCCAACAGCUGGUCACUGGUCAGUCAUUGUCAGAGUACGGUAAUAUUGAAGUUUUGAGGAUCCUCUUAAUUUGGGUGCAUGUUGCAUUGUUGCUCCUCUGUUUUAAAGUGCCCUUUUAUGAAUCCCCUCUGUUUUUACUUCGCCAUAAAGACUACAGUAAGCCAUGGUUAUCUAACCUCUAAAGCGCAUGUUUGACUGUUACAUUGCAGGUUUAUGUACCAUAUGGGUGCACAAAACUGUUGCUAUGAGGAUUCAUUCAUUGUAUUGCUCAUAUUGGUUUGUUGUUAGAUAAAUUCUCAUGGACUCAUUUAACAUAGAAAAUCUCCCAAGUCAAUUUCAUUGUGGAGAGUUUUGGUUUAGUUAAUCGGUUCGUCCAGGAUUCAAGUUGUCUAGACUAUUUCUAUGUUGAUUAUUGCGGAUGACUACCUGCAUUUCUUCAUAUUUAUAGUCCAAGUAGAAUACAGUGUAAUGCAUCAAUAUACAUAGCUAGACUAGAUAAGAUAUCUAUAUAUCUAUAUAUCUAGUGUUAUGACAGAUUCCUAUAUAUAGCUAUAAAAUAAGAAAGAUUAGCACAAACACUGAAACAUGAUAACAAUGUUGUCAAAUUGAUGAUUUAUAGGUUUAGUAAUUGGUAUAGUUCGAUUGGUGUCACAAUCAGUUUGUGUCGGUUCAUAGCGUUAAUAAAAUAUAUAAAAGUAU
Linum trigynum is the source of this 6344-nucleotide messenger RNA. NCBI's taxonomy places the organism in Eukaryota, Viridiplantae, Streptophyta, Magnoliopsida, Malpighiales, Linaceae. The record is from the annotation of a GenBank genome assembly.